CUCCGUUGACGAUUUCGUGUCCGCCUCCGAGGAGAGCGGUGCCUACCUAGGAGGAAGGCAGGUCUAGCCACAUCUGCUGCAUGUAUACCUUAAACUUGGUCUCAGGGUCACAGCCAACCUUCAAUACAGGAAUCAUAUAACAAUCCCAGUGAUGUGCAAGCAAGACCUCACUAUCGCCGGCACGUGAGGAUACUGUGGUACGUUGUACAGCUAUGGGCCACCGUAGAGUUCCCUAAUUGGCCAAUUCCUAGGUCGCACCAACCACGGUGUCGGGACACGCUAAACCUUAUCAGCGCGUCCAUUGACCUGCGCGACGCGAUUCCACAUUCAAUGCAGAGUCACUUUGCGGAAAUUCUGGUCCGCAACCACGAUAAUGAGUGAUUACGACUCGGGGGAUGACCUCUUUGACGGGGUAGACGAGGCUCUGCUGCUCUCUGCGCCUGCGUCAAAGCGUGGUGCAGAUUCGGCUGGCGACAGUGGGGAGGCUGCAGCUCAGAAACGGCCUAGAUUGGAUUCACAUGCAUCAGAUGUCUCGGCAGAUGCAAGGUCACAGUUGGCCCGAAGGAUCCUAAAGGAGCGAUUCGGAUAUGACUCCUUCCGCCAUGAGCAAGAACAGGCCAUCGCCAGCAUCCUCGCUGGCCACAACACCCUGGCCAUUUUCCCCACGGGCGCGGGCAAGUCCCUCUGCUAUCAGGUAGGUAUCGGGCUCCUUACUCCGGGGUUCCACACUGCAGUCGCGUCGGAAUGGCCACUAACCCGUAGCCAGAUCCCCGCCGUCGCGUUUGAAGAGCUCGACCGCCAGGAUGGCUCAAGGGGCGCGGGGCAGCAUGGCAUUACCAUCGUCGUGUCCCCCCUUAUUGCCCUCAUGAAGGACCAGGUCGACGCCCUCAAGCGGCGGGGCAUACAGGCCGACUGCAUCGACUCCACCAAGACCUGGGAGCAGCAGCAGGCCACCACCGCCGCGAUGCGGAAGGGCGAGCUCCGCCUCCUCUACUGCGCCCCGGAGCGGCUGAACAACGAGGGCUUCGUCGAGGGCAUGAAGUACGUCCCCGGGGGGAUCCGGCUGGUCGCCGUGGAUGAGGCCCACUGCAUCUCGGAAUGGGGCCACUCGUUCCGGCCCGAGUACCUCAAGGUCGCGCGCUUCGUGGACGAGAUCCGCGCCGAGCGCGUCAUCUGCCUGACCGCGACCGCGACGCCGAGGGUCGCCGAAGACGUGUGCAACGCUUUCGACAUCGGCAAGUCGGCCGUCUUCCGCACGUCUCCGUACAGGCCAAACCUCCAGCUUCAGGCGAGGUCUGUCGCGAAGAAGGAGGAGAAGGAUCGCCUGCUCGUGGAAUUUCUGCGCAGCCAUCCCGGACCCGCCCUGGUCUACGUGACGCUCCAGCAGCAGUCGGUUUCUGUGGCGAGCGCCUUGAAGAGGCAGGGGUUCAAUGCCGACUCGUUCCAUGCGGGCAUGAAGGUCGAGGAGAAGCUGCGGGUGCAGGAUGACUUCAUGGCGGGCAAGAUUACAAUCGUCGUGGCCACCAUCGCCUUCGGCAUGGGCAUCGACAAGGCCGACAUACGGAAUAUCAUCCACUACGACAUCUCCAGCACGGUCGAAGAGUACAGCCAGCAAAUAGGCCGCGCCGGCCGGGAUGGUAAGCCCAGUACGUGUAUGUACUUCAUUUGCCCCGAGGACUUCUGGAUCCGGGAGAACUUCGCCCGUGGAGACCUCCCGUCCAAGCAUUCACUGCGUGGCCUGCUCCAGCAAGUGUUUAAUGACGAGGUCGCCGCGCUCCCGGUCGGAGGGACCUUCAAACAGAGUCAUUAUCGGCAGAGUCGCGAGUUUGAUAUCCGCCCGAGCCCCCUCGCGAUCAUCUACGCUGCACUUGAGCUCCGGUUUGGGCUGAUCAGAGCCAUAACGCCCGAGUACAGCGAGUACAAAUUUACUGCGACUUCGGCGUACUAUCCCACAAUGAAGAGGGAUAAAGGGGCCGAGGGCAAAGCCAUCUUCGAGGGGUCCAAGAAGGCGGUUAAAUGGCACCAGGUCGACCCCGCAGCACUCGCCAAUCAGUAUGGCCUGCGCAGGACAGAUAUAGUCCGCCGCCUGAAUGAGCUUCAUGACCAGGGCAUCAUCGAACUGAAGGCCGGCGGUGUCGAGCCCCGGUAUCGCGUCCUCAAGGCGCUGCCGAGGACGGGGGAGGAAAUCGAGGAGCUCGUAGACAUGCUCUACAUAGACCUGCAAGGCCGGGAAAAGGAUGCCCUCCGGCGCGUCCAAGACGUUGCCGCACUGAUCACGGGCGAGAAGUGUUUCGCCAUGGCUCUGGCGCAACACUUUGGCAUGGGGCUCCCGGACGGCAGGGAGAAGUGCGGGAACUGCGUCUACUGCUUCACCGGAAAGGCUGUCGCCCUACCCCCGAGCCCGCCCCGGGCGGUCGAUGUUGACGGCAUCGCCAAGAUCCUCGACGAGUGCGACGUGAGAGACGACCCGAGGUUCCUCGCGAGAGUGGCGUUCGGCAUCAAAAGUCCGCGCGUGGCGCAGCUGAAGCUGGAUAGGAAGGCGGUAUUCGGGUCGCUGGCAAAUCAUGAUUUCGAUGUAAGUGUGUGCGUUUUACCUUUUGAUGCUUUGAUCUUCGGCUGACUGAUGAGGAACAGUCUCUCAUGCAGGUAUUUACAAAGGUUUGUGCGGAUAUUACAUAUUAGGUACUGGGUAAUCGAGGGAGGCAAUCGAGGGAGGCAGACAGAUACAGCCACGACUCCCGAGGAAAUGAAAUCGAGGCCCAGAGCGCAUUCCAUG
Molecule: messenger RNA, 2776 nt
Organism: Phialemonium atrogriseum
Lineage: Eukaryota; Fungi; Ascomycota; Sordariomycetes; Cephalothecales; Cephalothecaceae
Product: ATP-dependent DNA helicase
Exons: 2
Coding region: 374-2620 (748 amino acids)
Biological process (GO): DNA recombination
Molecular function (GO): nucleic acid binding; ATP binding; helicase activity
Source: RefSeq, a predicted model, not a curated record